UAUUCAAGCAGGUCAACCUCAACGUGAACGCGCACCAUUUAAAACACGCACAAUGCGGGGAGCGCGCUGACAUCAGCGUGCACGAGGAACGCCGACAGCCGAGCGGUCCGGUGUAAAUCACUGCAAUGGCAGAGGAGUAAAUACGGGGAGGGUGGAGGACACCGGCUACAGCCCUUCCUCCUCUCUGCAUGUGAACACAGCAGAAUAGACACACGGCACACAGGCAGGCAGGCUGAGCACCAUCACAGGGCAACAAAGGGACGCAUGGUUCAUCUGAGGCAUCAAAUGAAUAAAUGAUUCAUUGAAAGAGAAGUUCCGCCUGCAGAUACAUUGUCUACUGCAUCUGUCCUCACCUCACCUCAAAGGUUAUAUUAGCAGUACACAGUCAUGGAGCUGGAGCACUUCGAUGAGCGGGACAAAGCUCAGAGAUAUACCCGAAGGGGCUCAAGAGGAAAUGGGCUCCCCAGUCCCACUCAUAGCGCUCACUGCAGCCUGUACAGAACCAGGACACUGCAAGCCCUGAUCUCAGAAAAGAAGGCCAAGAAGAUUCGUUUCUACCGCAAUGGAGACCGCUACUUCAAAGGGAUUGUGUAUGCCAUUUCUCAGGAGAGAUUCAGGUCCAUAGAAGCACUCCUGGCUGACCUCACAAGGUCUCUGUCAGAUAAUGUCAACUUGCCACAAGGGGUGAGGACCAUAUAUACUGUUGAUGGGACAACAAAGAUCACCAGCAUGGACCAGCUGGUGGAAGGAGAGAGCUAUGUCUGUGCAUCCAUAGAGCCAUACAAGAAGCUGGAGUACACAAAGAAUGUAAAUCCUAACUGGUCAGUUGGUGCUAGGACUGUUGUGUCCAUCCGUGAUCCUUCUUCCCUCGGUAGUGCCAAGGCUGGAUUCCAAGAAACCAGAGAGAGCAAGGACUUUAUUAAGCCCAAGCUGGUCACCAUCGUCCGCAGUGGAGUCAAGCCUCGCAAGGCCGUACGGAUCUUGCUCAACAAGAAGACUGCCCACUCCUUUGAGCAAGUCAUGACUGACAUCACAGAUGCCAUUAAGCUGGACUCUGGUGUCGUCAAGAGGCUAUAUACUGUUGACGGCAAGAUGAUCACCUGCCUUCAGGACUUUUUUGGGGAUGAUGAUAUAUUCUUUGCCUGUGGUCCUGAGAAGUUCCGCUAUCAGGAUGACUUCAAUUUGGAUGAAAGUGAAUGCAGGGUGGCAAAAUCUGCAUCGUACGGUCGGCUCCCCUCUCUGCAGGGUCGCUCUUCUCCAAGAAGUGGCGGGAUGUCCCGCAGGAGCAAGUCUCCGUCAUCACCUGGUUCAGCUAAUGGCACUGCAGGCAGUCAGCUGUCCACACCUCGAUCUGGAAAGUCUCCAAGCCCCUCUCCAACCAGUCCUGCAAGCCUCAGAAGACGACAGGGAUCUCAACACAGUGGCUCUUCACUCUCUCUAGCUUCUACCAAGGUUUGUAGCUCAAUGGAUGAAGGAGAUGGGCCUGGCAGUGAAGCUGAGCCAAUGGAUGAGUACCCCUCAGCCCCUGCGUCCAUAGCAGAGAGGUACAAAGUGGGGAGAACUUUAGGGGAUGGAAACUUUGCUGUGGUCCGAGAGUGUGUGGAGAGAUCCACUGGAAGAGAGUACGCUCUGAAGAUCAUCAGCAAAAAUAAAUGCAGGGGGAAGGAGCACAUGAUUCAGAGUGAAGUAUCAAUCCUUCGGCGUGUCAAACAUCCCAACAUUGUACUUUUAAUUGAGGAGAUGGACACCCAGAGCGAGCUCUAUCUUGUCAUGGAGUUGGUUAAGGGGGGCGAUCUCUUUGAUGCAAUCACCUCCUCUAACAAAUACACCGAGCGAGAUGCCAGCUGUAUGCUGUUCAAUCUGGCAAGCGCCAUCAAGUACCUGCACAGCCUCAAUAUUGUCCACAGAGACAUAAAACCAGAAAACCUGUUGGUGUAUGAACACCAUGAUGGUAGCAAAUCUCUGAAGCUCGGUGACUUUGGCUUGGCUACCGUGGUUAAUGGGCCCCUUUAUACUGUGUGUGGCACGCCCACCUAUGUAGCACCAGAGAUUGUCGCUGAGACAGGGUAUGGCCUCAAAGUUGACAUUUGGGCAGCUGGUGUCAUCACUUACAUACUGCUUUGUGGCUUUCCUCCUUUCCGUGGCAGCGGUGAAGAUCAGGAGGCUCUCUUUGAACAGAUUUUGCAGGGUCUGCUUGAUUUUCCUGCACCAUACUGGGACAAUGUGUCUGACACUGCCAAGGCUCUGAUCACUGGGAUGCUGCAGGUAGAGGUGGAUCAGAGGUACACAGCUGUGCAGGUGCUCGAUCAUCCAUGGGUCAAUGAGGAUGGCGUGUCAGUGAACGAGCACCAGCUGCCUGUGGCUGGGAAGAUCAAGAAGCACUUCAACACCGGGCCCAAGCUCAACAGCACCACAGCAGGAGUGUCAGUCAUUACAACCACGGCACUUGAUAAAGAGAAGCAAGUUUUCCGACGAAGACGCCACCAGGAUGUGAAGCUUACACCCCACGUCCCGCAUGGAGCCAGUGCAAACUUCGGCCUCUCCCCUGCAGAGUUCAACUCUGGGUCUGAGGACUAUUCCCCGAGUUCAGCUGACACUGUCCGUUCACCCACCUCUCCCUUCUAACAGCUUUCCUGAGGCCGCACCACCAUGGAAGAGUGCGAGAGGGUGAAACGUUGGGUUCAGUCUGCUAACUUGGACAUUGACAGACUGCUAACUUACUUGUACCUAUUUUUUUUUUCUCAGUCUCAGUAAUUCUUUUACAUUAAUUACAAAAUGCAUUGAUCAGAAUAAGUGAUGCGUUAGUCUCCGGAAGAAUACACCUUAAGAGCAUGCAACAAUUUUUAAUAUCUGCCUUUUAUCUUUUAAAAAAAAAAAGCCACCAAACUGUAAGCCUUAUUUCCACACAGCAAGCAGUGGUUCAUUGUAGUACUCUAGAGCCCUCUAUUGGUUCAUAAUGUUUACUGCAGGAAACAGAACCUACUCCAUGAAGCACUUAGCUCUCUAAUGGGAAGUUUAAAUGCAAAAUAUUGAAACCUUAGCUUCUACAUGAUUUUUGUGAUAUGACAUGUUCAGUACCUGUCACUUAUCAUACUGAUUUAAACACAAACACGUGUUAAACAAUAAUUCAUUCACUACAACAUUAACAGUCACCUCUAGAUUACUCUGCUGUGGUACUUAUGAUUCUGGUGCGUAAACCUUUAGACACGCUGGUUAAGAGGACUUAAUAAACUGAAAAGACUUGCUGCUAUAUUGUACCGUAAGCAUAAUCUGUACUGAACACAUUUAUUUGUGUAGGAUGAUUAUUGUCCUGCUAUCCAGUAGCUUGCCUCUGUAAGAGAAUUGAGGGCGCUAAUGUUUGACUGUUGCUGGUCCGGCUCACCUGUGUGCUUGAGGAUGGUUUUUGAAACGGUAGUUUUUGUCACGUCUGUGAGAGUGGUUGUAAUUCAGUGGUGGUACAGAUGAAUGUCAGUGCUGUGUAGUUGGUAGUAAGUUGCAUGUUUUUAAAGUCUUGCCUUGGCCCAUAUGGAUUUAAGUGCAAUUAGAUGUACUGCCCAUUGAGCACAGUAUUUUUAAAUCUGUCCUUCUGAAAUGCUGGAAUGGGUGAGAAUGAAUCUCGUGCAGGCGUUUUGGCAGACAACUGACACAAUUAGUUCUUGUGUAACAUGGAUUUUUUUUUCCCCCCUCACAAACUUAAAUAAGAAACAAAUGUUGGUAAAGACAACAGUGCUUCCAGUAAAACCUGUUAUUUUAAUAUCUAUCCAUUCAGUCAGGACUUUUGUUGGACUUUUUAAACCGAUCAAACACGACUACGAGGUCCUCUGACCGCUUCAUACAUUGGUUCACCAGAGAGCAAAUAUUCAUGAAUGUGAAUGUCCUCCUCCCUUCAUCAGAGACUGUAACCUGCAUGUAUACUAAUAUGCAUCCUAAAUCAGUUGUUCCAGUCUUCUACUGUUUGAUAUACGCCUGUCAGAUAUGACACAGUUUCUGUUGUCAUUGUACGCACUGUCCUGGUGAAUGCAGUUAAUUUAAGGCAGACUAUAGUCAUACCACAGCUGAGUUAAGACUUGUACAUAGGUAUUUUAAACAAAUGUAACAUCACUCCAUGGUCAUGAUUUUCUUAUAAAAGGGCUUUUAAGUUUUUGACUAGAAGGGAAUGAACCAAAAAAGCACAAGGAAAGCAAGUUGUAAUAGUGACUUUUUGAGAAUGUUUGUCUGUUUUUCAUAAUCUGAAAAACAUGUAAUGUUUAUAUACAGUUUGACAAAAUGGUACUCGAAGACAACUGGGAAUGUCAGUGUUAUGUGGAAGCAGAUGGAGAAUGUGAAUGCUGUAUUAUAUUCAUCCAUAUUCCGUUAAUGUAAGGAUGUUAUAAAACGAUCUAAAUGAGAACAAAACACUUUUUUUUUGGUUCAUGAGAACAAAAAUAUGGUUAAAACUUCCAACAACAAAAAACCCCUUGAAAUAAAAAGGAUUCAAUUUGUGAGUCAGCGACUUACCAUGAGUCAGAAGGUAACUGUCAGCAGGUGGCAGUAUAAUCAAACACAUGAAAUGAAUUCCUCCUUCUGAUACAGCAUGCAUACACUGAGCUAUAGUUAGACAUAUUAUGGGGUAACAUCAACACAUUUUAUGUUGGUGCAUGCAUGAAUGCUUGCAGUCUACACACAGUGUAGUAAGUAAAAUCUCAAUAAAUACUAUAUGGUUAGAAAUAUUAAGUUUUUCAGUUUUAUUAAAAAGACAAAAAUAAUGAAAGCAGCUGAAUUUAGUUAUCAAUUUUUAUAUAAUCACAUAAGCUUACAUAUGCAGAGACAAUUGGCCAAACUAAAAUAUAUAUAUAUAAACCAUAACUUUUCAAAUAAAAUAAUAAAAUAAAAUACACUGUUUUAAUUUAAACAUCAUUAAGAAAAUGAUUUUUGUCAAACUAAUUUGAUUCACAAUCAUGAAAAUGAUUUAACAGGAAACAAAGUAAACCCAGUGCCUUCGGGAGCUCCUAGCAUGCAAAACUUCAGCUUUGGGUAAGGGUGGCAUCGUGUGGCACCACUAGAAAAUCAGAAUGCAAACUCAAAAUCUAUUUGCAUAUUUUUGUUCAUUUCAAAUUGUCAGCUCACAGCGACAGCCUUCUCAUUUCUACAAUUUAAAUGCAGUCAUAUCUCCAAAAAUAGACCAUAGUCUUUUUUUGUUUUCGGAAGACUAUCCUGUUCCUCAUUAGAUCAUUUUUUUUCGUCUCAGCUGAAAAACCUUCCUCAGGCCUUUUUAGCUACUGAAGUCAUAAUAUUGCUUACCGAUGCCUGUUGUUACAGCAUAAACUGGUGUUGAUGAAUUCACAGAUUUAAAACAGACGAGCAAACAUUUUGUGCAAAAAUAGGCAAACUAAAAAAAAAA
Molecule: messenger RNA, 5380 nt
Organism: Larimichthys crocea (large yellow croaker)
Lineage: Eukaryota; Metazoa; Chordata; Actinopteri; Sciaenidae
Product: serine/threonine-protein kinase DCLK1
Exons: 16
Coding region: 388-2625 (745 amino acids)
Biological process (GO): protein phosphorylation; intracellular signal transduction
Molecular function (GO): ATP binding; protein kinase activity
Source: RefSeq, a predicted model, not a curated record